AUGCGGCUGCCGGAGAUGGAGCUGCACCACAAGGCGACGCGCGAGGAGCGGCGGCCGCUGCGCCACAGCGGGAGCGCCGACCGCCUCGAGACCGGUGCGGGCCCGCUGCCCCUGGGCCUCAUCGGCUGGUUCGGGUCCUACGCCCUCGUCGUCAACAAUAUCUCGGGCCCGGGCAUGCUGGACUUCCCACGAGCCUUCCAGGAGGCGGGCGCCGUGCCCUGCGCGCUCUGCAUCGGCGUCGUCGCGUCCGUGUCCGCCGUCGUCGCCGUCUACCUCGCGGACGCGCACCGGUCGCUGCGCCGGGGUUCGGGCGCGCUCGAGUUCAGCGACGUCUUCGGCGAGCUCUUCGGCCGCCGCGUCUUCCUCGCGACGCAGGCGCUCUACUUCCUCAACCUCUUCAGCCAAAACGUCGCGGCGAUCGUCGCGACGGCGCGGGCCGGGGCAGGAAAUGGCGAGCGCUUCACGUGCUGGCACCAGUACCACAACAAGCGCUACGAGAACGUCGGCAGCCGCAUCGACUACGUCCUCGUCGACCGGGCCCUCUUCGAGGCGGCGGCGCCCGUCGCCGGCGCGCUCGACGCCGGCCUGCGCAGCGACGUGGAUGCGAACACCGCGCGCGCGGCGCGCGGCGCCGCGGUCCUCGACGGCCGCUGGGCGCCCGCGGGCUUCGACGGCGGCGGCCUCCGCGACGGCCGCGCGUCCGACUACCUGCACCACUCGAGCCACGCGCCCCACACGGGCAUCCGCUACACGCCGCCGACCUGGAGCGACCACGUCGCGGCGACCCUGUGCCUGGGCGCCGCGCCCGCGGACGCCGCGCCGCGCGCCGCGCGCGCGGCCGGCGACGCGCAGCCCCACGCCAAGGUGCGCACCAUCACCCAGUUCUUCUCCGCGGCCAAGCCCGGCGCCAAGCCCAGCGCCAAGCCCAAGCCGCCGCCGCCGCCCAAGCGCAAGAGCCCGCCGACGAUCCGCGACUUCUUCGCCAAGAAGCCGAAGGCGCCGGCGAUGGCACUCCAGUGCGGCUCGGGCCUCGGCGCGGCUGCAGUCCACGUGCAGCGCUGCGCGUCCUGGCCCCUCGCGGAGAUCGUCACGGCGCACCGGACGGACCUGCUCGUCACCGAGUUCGCAUCGCUGGACGAGGCCGAGGAGGCCUGGGGCAAGCUGUCCCUGUUGCACGCGUCCGUGCUCUUCGUCGGGCCAAAGGCGCUGCGCAGCUACGGGCGCACCCAUAGCAUCCGCCGCUGGAAGGAGCGCAGCGCGCGGCUCGAGGCGCGGCUCCCCGGCGAGUACGAC
This is a messenger RNA of Aureococcus anophagefferens, 1293 nucleotides long. RefSeq lists its product as hypothetical. The record is from RefSeq and is a predicted model, not a curated record. The transcript has 3 exons. NCBI's taxonomy places the organism in Eukaryota, Pelagophyceae, Pelagomonadales, Pelagomonadaceae. The annotation marks the transcript as partial.